GCUCGUCCCACCUCUCUCAAGAAUAUCAGGGGCGGCUGUUCCUGCACUAUCGAGGGAAGCGGGCCCUUGCAAACAACCCACCAUGACCGACUGGGUCAUCGAGAUGGUCUGGACACCCUCCGCAUUGUGUAAGCUCAGGGCGAUUUGUCCCACCGCAGACCGGAAAAUACCGUUGAGGCCGUCCUGCACGUCAAUCAGACCAUACUGGGCAGGGUACACAUUCCGGUGGGAUGGCUUGGGAACCCACCAUCCGGGUUACUUUCCAAGGAACGACCAGGUGUCACAGCGAUCUAAUGGAUGAAGCACCGUAGGCCAGUGAC
Molecule: messenger RNA, 320 nt
Organism: Aspergillus piperis CBS 112811
Lineage: Eukaryota; Fungi; Ascomycota; Eurotiomycetes; Eurotiales; Aspergillaceae
Exons: 1
Coding region: 83-301 (72 amino acids)
Source: RefSeq, a predicted model, not a curated record